AUGGCGGACAUUUCUUCUCCUGCCCAGGCGCCGCUGCGAAUAGGAACGCGAAGAUCAAAUUUGGCCGUGGUCCAAGCCGAGGGCAUCCGGGACAGCUUGCAGAAAAUUGCACCCGGCCGGUCCUUCGAGAUCGAGGCACUCCGCACCCUCGGCGACAAGGACCAAUCAACGGCGCUCUACAACUUUGGAGCAAAGAGCUUGUGGACGACUGAGUUGGAGGAGAAGCUCACUUCGGGUGAACUUGACGUUAUUGUGCAUUGUCUCAAAGACAUGCCGACCAAUCUGCCCGAAUCAUGCGACCUGGCAGCCAUCCCUCUCCGCGACGAUCCUCGCGAUGCCCUGAUAGUCAAGGCGGGUCUGCCUUACGCCAGCUUGAAGGACCUGCCUCAAGGCGCGGUGGUCGGCACCUCGUCAGUGCGGCGCUCGGCACAGCUCCGCCGUCUCUACCCUCAUCUGCGCUUCGCCAAUCUGCGUGGCAAUGUCGAGACACGCUUGGCAAAGGUUGACAACCCUGAGAGUGAGUAUACAUGCAUGAUUAUGUCUGCAGCCGGCCUUGAGCGUGUUGGCCUGAAGCAUCGCAUCACCCAGUACCUCGGGUCCAAAGAUGGUGGCAUUCUGCACGCAGUCGGCCAGGGAGCUCUCGGUUUGGAAACCCGCAAGGGCGAUGACGCAGUCUUGGAAUUGCUAAACCAGCUGGUCGAUCAGAAGUCAACUCUUGCCUGCCUGGCGGAGCGAGCUCUCAUGCGCACCCUUGAAGGCGGUUGCAGUGUUCCUAUUGGCGUCGAGACUCAGUGGGUCGGGCAACCACAAGAUCUCCUUUUGAGGAUGAGGGCAAUAGUUGUCAGCCUUGACGGCUCCGAAAGUGUUGAAGACACUAUCGAUGCAAAGGUGCAGAACAACGAUGAAGCAACGGCACUUGGGGAAGAAUUGGCCGGGAGACUUGUGAAAGCAGGCGCCGAUGCUAUUUUGAAAGAUAUCAACACCAACAGACCGUCAAAAGACUGA
Molecule: messenger RNA, 1005 nt
Organism: Diaporthe amygdali
Lineage: Eukaryota; Fungi; Ascomycota; Sordariomycetes; Diaporthales; Diaporthaceae
Exons: 2
Coding region: 1-1005 (334 amino acids)
Biological process (GO): heme biosynthetic process
Cellular component (GO): cytoplasm
Molecular function (GO): hydroxymethylbilane synthase activity
Source: RefSeq, a predicted model, not a curated record